ACAUAACAAACCCAUGGUUAAAUGUCGCUGGGCGAACUUGUUGUAAGAGACAAAAAAAACACGAAAUAAGGAAAUGAUCGGUGUUUAUUUUAAAUAAUUCAGCCCGUUUCCCUUCCUCCCCAUUUCAAGACACGUUGAAAGUAUUUAUGCAUUAAUGGAGUGACAGUCAUGGAUUACGAUUUUAAAACGAAACUAGCGGCAGAGCGAGAGAAAGUAGAAGAUCUGUUUGAAUAUGAAGGUUGCAAAGUGGGUCGUGGUACCUACGGUCAUGUUUACAAAGCUAAAAGAAAAGAUGGGAAUGAUGAGAAAGAGUAUGCUCUCAAACAGAUUGAAGGCACUGGCAUUUCCAUGUCUGCGUGCAGAGAGAUUGCAUUGUUGCGAGAGCUGAAGCAUCCCAAUGUGAUUGCUUUGCAAAAGGUGUUCCUUUCACACAGUGACAGAAAGGUCUGGCUCCUGUUUGAUUAUGCAGAACAUGAUUUAUGGCAUAUUAUCAAGUUCCAUCGUGCCUCAAAAGCAAAUAAAAAGCCAGUACAGCUUCCAAGGGGAAUGGUCAAAUCAUUGCUUUAUCAAAUACUUGAUGGAAUUCAUUAUCUCCAUGCAAAUUGGGUUCUUCACAGGGAUUUGAAACCCGCAAACAUCCUAGUGAUGGGGGAAGGACCAGAACGAGGACGUGUAAAAAUAGCGGACAUGGGUUUUGCCAGACUGUUUAAUUCUCCACUAAAGCCUUUGGCUGAUUUGGAUCCAGUAGUAGUAACAUUUUGGUAUCGUGCGCCGGAGUUACUGCUUGGAGCCAGACAUUAUACAAAAGCAAUUGAUAUCUGGGCAAUUGGAUGCAUUUUUGCAGAACUUUUAACAUCAGAACCCAUUUUUCAUUGUCGCCAGGAAGAUAUCAAAACAAGUAAUCCCUUUCACCAUGAUCAAUUGGAUCGUAUUUUCAGUGUUAUGGGAUUUCCGGCUGAUAAAGACUGGGAAGACAUCCGCAAGAUGCCUGAAUACCCAACUCUGCAGAAAGACUUCAGGAGAACAACCUAUGCUAACAGCAGCCUUAUUAAAUAUAUGGAGAAACACAAAGUCAAGCCUGACAGUAAAGUAUUUCUUCUGCUGCAAAAACUCCUGACUAUGGAUCCAACGAAAAGGAUCACUUCUGAGCAAGCUCUUCAGGAUCCAUACUUCUUGGAAGAGCCUUUACCAACUACAGAUGUCUUUGCAGGUUACCAGAUUCCAUAUCCUAAGCGGGAAUUUCUAAACGAAGAUGAGCCAGAAGAGAAAGGUGAAAAGAAUCAACAGCAAACCCAGCAACACCAGCAGCAGACAGGACAGAAUCAACAGCAGCAAGCACCCCAACAACAAAACAGCACACAGACAAAUGGGACAGCUGCUGGAGGAGGAGGUGGUGGAGGAGCACCGGGUGGAGGCCUACAGCAUAACCAGGACAGCAGUCUCAAUCAGGGACCUCCAAACAAGAAACCUCGCAUAGGCACAUCAGCUACAACCUCUGGUGGCUCUGCCAUGCCAACUGAUUACCAACACUCUGGCACACGUCUGGGUUACCAAAGCAAUGUACAGGGUUCUUCCCAAUCCCAGAACGCUACAGGAUAUUCAUCUUCAACUCAGCAGAGCUCACAGUAUUCACACCAGUCCCACAGGUACUGAUCAGCACUGCUGACAGAAAGGACUUCAAAGGAAAGCCUUCAGCAAUAUUAUGGUAUAUGGUUCCAAUGAGAGGAACCUAAUGAAUAUGACUGACGCAUGUAAAAUUUAUUGUAUUCAGAAAUAUAAACUGGCAUUAUUUAGCAAAAAACAUUGUUCAUUUAAUAAUGUUUUGACUGUCUGGAAGUUUUCAAAUACCAAUGCCACUGAGAAGGUUCCAGUCAAGGCCAUUUCUCUGAAG
Molecule: messenger RNA, 1891 nt
Organism: Hemiscyllium ocellatum (epaulette shark)
Lineage: Eukaryota; Metazoa; Chordata; Chondrichthyes; Orectolobiformes; Hemiscylliidae
Gene: cdk19
Product: cyclin dependent kinase 19
Exons: 13
Coding region: 169-1653 (494 amino acids)
Biological process (GO): protein phosphorylation
Cellular component (GO): cytosol; mediator complex; nucleus
Molecular function (GO): RNA polymerase II CTD heptapeptide repeat kinase activity; ATP binding; cyclin-dependent protein serine/threonine kinase activity
Source: RefSeq, a predicted model, not a curated record